AUGUCAGACGAUCUCAGAGACGAGAUAAAAGCCCUCAACUCAAUCUACGGAGACGACACCCUCCGCCACACACCACCAGACAACUAUGUUCUCACGCUUCCCGGCGGCCCGGGUGCCUCCUCGCUCACCCUCCGCUUCGCCGACUCGUACCCGGACGUGCCGCCAGAGAUCCUCGGCACCCACAGCGCCGGCGAGAACGCGCCCCGCGGCGUCGGCGCCCGCGACCUGCUGCUCUUCCGCGAGGCCGUCGCCGCCGUCUACCAGCCGGGCGCUGUCUGUCUCUUCGACGCCGUGGAGGAGUUCUCCCGACGCGUGGAGGAAGUUUCGGAAGCUGAGCCGUCAGGACCACCCACCAACCCACACUCUCCACCGGCGUCGGCAUCGACGACACGGCUUGAUGGAGAGCACGGGAACCAGAACCAGAACCAAGAAGCUGACUCUCUGCCUUCCUACAUGCUAGAGGAACCCCCUUGGAUCGUCUCCGACCCCUUCGUCGAACUCAAAUCCGUCUUCCUCGCGCGCGCCGCGCCCGUGACGUCCCCCGAGCAGGCCGCAAGUUACGUCCAGCACCUCGUCGCCACGGACAAAAAGGUGCGCAGCGCAAGCCACAACAUGACGGCGUGGCGCAUCCGCGGGCCCAACGGCACGAGCUUCCAAGACUGCGACGACGACGGCGAGACGGCGGCGGGCGGGCGGCUGCUGCACCUGAUGCAGCUCAUGGACCUGUGGGACGUCAUGGUCGUCGUGACGAGGUGGUACGGCGGGCAGAAGCUGGGGCCGAGGCGGUUCGCGCUGAUUAAUAGCACGGCGAGGGAUGCGUUUGUCAAGGCUGGGUGGGCGGAGGAGGCGGGGCAGGGGAAGAAGAAGGGGCAUGGCAAGUGA
Colletotrichum lupini is the source of this 882-nucleotide messenger RNA. Its product is annotated as RWD repeat domain-containing protein. The transcript has a single exon. Gene Ontology annotation, biological process: regulation of translational initiation. The record is from RefSeq and is a predicted model, not a curated record. Bases 1 to 882 code for a protein of 293 amino acids. Gene Ontology annotation, molecular function: protein binding. Gene Ontology annotation, cellular component: cytoplasm. NCBI's taxonomy places the organism in Eukaryota, Fungi, Ascomycota, Sordariomycetes, Glomerellales, Glomerellaceae.